CGCGCUGAAAAAGAUCAAACCCCGACUCUGGUUUCGAAACAGCUGGAAAAGUGGAAGAAGUUGCUAAUUCGCAAGUUCCUGAUGGAAUAAAAAGGCAUGAUGCUGAUAAGGGACGAAUAAGAGUCGUGUGAGAAUGUUUGAACGAAUUUAGUAUAUUGUUACUUACAGCAUCAGAUGACAGUCUCUCGAGAAAAAACAUCGCCACUGAGAUUUCGUCUCAAAAUUUUCAAGAAUAUACCAAUUAUUUGGUCAAUCUAUAAGGACAUUUAGGAAAACAUGGGAAGUUUUAAAGGCCAUGCAUUGCCUGGAAGUUUCUUCCUGAUCACCGGCCUGUGGUGGGCCGCAAAGCAGACAUUUUUGUAUGCCACCCGCAGGAAUAAAAGUGCUGGUGCUGGCAGACUUGCGUCUCGAGCUACACAACGCCGCAUAGAAAUCAUAGAAGGAGCUGUCAUUUUAUCAUUUUCUAUUAUUGGUAUGUUAGCAGAGCAGCUUUUAGCAGGUGGGCCCAAGUUUCAGCUGUAUGAUUCUUCCACUCAGCACUGGGAGCAGCUGAUGAACUGGCAGCACACCACCAUGUACCUGUUCUUUGCCAUCGCAGGGGCCAUAUCUCUCACUGUCCACAGCACAGACAUCGCCCCGCUGGCCUUAGAUCGGAUGCUGCUGGGUCUUGCUUUCUUUAAUGAGGGAUUUCUAUUUCUUUACCAUCUCCAUGGUAGAGAUAUGCUUGAUGUCCAUGUGCACACCCUUCUCCUCUAUGCCAUCUUUGGACAAGCUUUCAUCUGCCUUCUGGAGGUUUUCCACAGAGGGAAUAUUCUACUCGAACUGCUCCGAGCCACUCUCACCAUACUGCAGGGCAGCUGGUUGUGGCAGAUUGGCUUUGUGCUGUACCCACCCAGUCAAGUGAAAUGGGAUCAGACAGACCAUGACAACUCGGUCUUUGUCACAUUAUGCUACUGCUGGCAUCUAGCAUUUGCAUUGCUCACUGUAGCUGUAGUUUACUGGUCUGUUCUCUGUGCUGUGCGUUCCAGACUAAGGAGGAUGCCACCCAUGGAAAUGGGGCUUUUGAAACCAAGGGAGAAAGAAGUAGAGUCUGAAGAUGAGAUUUUAUGAGUAUUUAUCAUCCUUACACGUUCAUGCCAGCAUCCAAAUACACUUGGACCUGAUUCCAAAGAAAAGUAUAGAGACAGAGAGCGAGAGAUAGAUAUGAACAGAGAGGCAUUGUCACUAAAUAUUAGCUCUGUCUUAAUUUCCUGAAGAGCAGAUGGGAGAUGACAAACAGUGACAGUCUUGCUUCCCAAGAUCUGUUUCAUCAUACUAUAACAAGGGACUGUAAGUAAAUCAGAAGAGCCAUAGUGUUAUAUCUCUCACUCAUUUUCCCAGUAUGAUAGUUACAACUCUCUGUCCAUGCGGUCCGCUAUCUUGUGUGGUCAUUCCUUUUUUAUUUCACUAAUCCCUAUUUCUCUGAUGCACCUCAGGACCAACCUACUCUAAUAAAUUAAU
Molecule: messenger RNA, 1500 nt
Organism: Sinocyclocheilus grahami
Lineage: Eukaryota; Metazoa; Chordata; Actinopteri; Cypriniformes; Cyprinidae
Product: transmembrane protein 45B-like
Exons: 6
Coding region: 277-1110 (277 amino acids)
Source: RefSeq, a predicted model, not a curated record